This is a messenger RNA of Eutrema salsugineum, 1549 nucleotides long. RefSeq names its product ribose-phosphate pyrophosphokinase 5, chloroplastic. Gene Ontology annotation, biological process: purine nucleotide biosynthetic process; ribonucleoside monophosphate biosynthetic process; 5-phosphoribose 1-diphosphate biosynthetic process. Lineage: Eukaryota; Viridiplantae; Streptophyta; Magnoliopsida; Brassicales; Brassicaceae. Gene Ontology annotation, molecular function: ribose phosphate diphosphokinase activity; magnesium ion binding. Gene Ontology annotation, cellular component: cytoplasm; ribose phosphate diphosphokinase complex. The transcript has 9 exons. The coding region runs from base 141 to 1334 and encodes 397 amino acids. The record is from RefSeq and is a predicted model, not a curated record.
UAGUCGUCGUUUUCGUAAUCUCGCGGGCGAGUUAGAAGUAGACUCCUUUUACUGUUCUUGAGCUUUUCAAAAACCCUAAAAUCUCUCCGGAUCCAUUUCUCGUAAUUCUCCGUGUGAAUCGAUUUCAGGCGAAAACAAAAAUGGCGUCUCUUGUUGUUCAACCAUCGCUUUUGCCGGCGCUUAAUCUCCGGCGCUCUUCUUCUCUGAUUCGUCAACCUUCUUCGGUUCGAUUUCCUGUUAGGUGUAACGCGGCGGAUCCGUACAAGUUCGACGGCGGAAACUCCGCCGGUUUCCAUCUGCUUUCAGGAGACACCAUUCCCGCAAGUGCUCUUCUUUCCGGGACACGUUUGGAAGAUGCGAUUUACAAGAACAAUACACGACUUCGUAUAUUUUCUGGCACUGCUAAUCCUGCCUUAGCUCAGGAGAUUUCUUGCUAUUUGGGUCUGGAGCUUGGGAAAAUCAAGAUUAAACGGUUUGCUGAUGGUGAGAUCUAUGUUCAGCUGCAAGAGAGUGUAAGGGGAUGCGAUGUGUUCCUUGUACAGCCUACAUGCCCACCUGCGAAUGAAAACCUUAUGGAACUGCUCGUUAUGAUUGAUGCUUGUCGGAGAGCAUCGGCCAAAACCAUUACGGCUGUGAUUCCUUACUUUGGUUAUGCUCGAGCUGAUAGAAAGACUCAAGGACGUGAAUCUAUUGCUGCCAAGCUUGUCGCCAAUUUGAUAACAGAGUCUGGUGCAGACCGUGUCCUUGCCUGUGACCUUCACUCUGGACAGUCUAUGGGCUACUUUGAUAUUCCAGUCGAUCAUGUUUACGGCCAGCCUGUGAUACUUGAUUACCUGGCAAGCAAAGCCAUAUCCUCUGGUGAUUUGGUGGUAGUAUCACCUGAUGUUGGUGGAGUUGCAAGGGCUCGCGCUUUUGCCAAGAAGCUUUCUGAUGCUCCUUUAGCAAUAGUUGAUAAAAGACGACAUGGGCACAAUGUUGCAGAGGUGAUGAACCUAAUUGGGGAUGUUAAAGGGAAAGUGGCUAUAAUGGUGGAUGACAUGAUUGACACAGCAGGAACCAUAAGCAAAGGUGCGGCUCUGUUACACCAAGAGGGGGCAAGAGAAGUAUACGCAUGUACCACUCAUGCCGUUUUUAGCCCUCCUGCAAUCAGUAGACUAUCGAGCGGUCUGUUUCAAGAGGUGAUCAUAACCAACACGAUUCCAUUAUCAGAGCAGAACUAUUUCCCUCAGCUUACAGUUCUCUCAGUAGCAAACCUUCUUGGGGAAACAAUUUGGCGUGUUCACGAUGAUUGCUCUGGAGCUAUUGAGCCAUUUUCGACAUUGGGGAUUGAUUGAUUGAUCAAUGCAACAACGUUAGAGAAUCGACUUAUAGCCUCUCAGUAGUAUGAAUUUCUGAUAAUGUACAAAUUCUUUUGUGCUGUAAAUGUUGAGACUUGAGUGUGAAUGAAACACUUUUGUAGAGGAGAUUAAAGGAACCAAGUUUUUUUUUUGAAUAUUUACAGUUCCUUCUUUUACAUUUAUUUGAAUCGGAGAUUUUGUUUUUCGUACUA